CUGACAUGCGCGCUUCUUAUUUGCAUAGGAAAAUGGCGUCCACUACUACAACAAACUCAUGUGUUUAUAGUAAAUUUACAAUGGUUAUACACCAUAUCAACCUGUAAUGACAAAAGUCAGUCAGUGCUAUGCACACACUACGAGGGGCCUCCAAUGUAGAUAGGGAACUUUACGAGGCUAAGAAGUCUCGUAAAGCGGAGGUCUCGCUCCGAGGAGCAGAGUUAGAAAAGUUGCCGCUAAGUCUACUAUUGCCUCCAUUCACCAAGACUCUACAGAAGUUAGAUCUUAGCCACAACAACCUGUUGGAGAUUCCUGCAAGUCUUUGUAAGCUUCAUUAUCUGAAGGUGCUCUCAAUAGGUUGGAAUAAAUUGACAGAUCUUCCACCUGAGUUAGGUUGCCUUGCCUCUUUAGAAGUCCUUGAUGCAGCUCACAAUGGAUUACAUUAUAUACCAAAAUGUUUAUCAACACUUCUACAGUUGCAAACCAUCAAUUUCUCUGGGAAUAAAAUCUGUGAGAUUGACAAGCAGCUAUUACAGUUGCCAAAGUUACAAAAGCUUCAUCUUACAAAAAACUAUAUAACAAAUGUGCCAAAGGAUGUUAUCCUGUCAGGAUUACCAAAGUUGAGACAGUAUUUCCACAUUGAAAUCAAGCCAUCAGUAGUCUCAGUUUCUGAUGACUGUGAUACAUCCUUUUUAAAUGAUCUCCAAAAUUUAAGACUGACCAAUCAAACCAGCAGUCAUGUAAUAAAUGCCCCUCUUCCGCCAAGAUCUAAACUUGUGACCAGUGACUAUGGAUCUUGUUCACUUGAUCUCACAUCUGACUCGUUAUCUGAGGAACCAGAAACUGGAAGUUGUUAUGGGGAUUAUGGUAGUGACAGUGAUGCUGACAUUGAUACGGAAUCUGAACGUUCUCCACGAUGUCAUCAUGAUGACUGUUCAGAUUCAGACUCUGAAGCGGAAGAUUACUAUGAAGAGCGAGUUUUACGGGACAGAACAAAACUCAUAAAAUACAAAAAUGUAUCAGUAGUAAUUCCAGAGUAUAACAAAUGUGGAUUUCUACAAGAUGAGUUCAAAAUAGAUAUUUUAGAGGAUAUAUUUUAUACUCCAGAUACUGAUGAGCGUGCUGUGCAUGCAAGUCAGGUUUUAUCCAUAGAGCCUCAUGGGUCAAGAUUUUAUGAUACUGAUCCUGCCAUAAUCCAUAUCCCUUUAGGAGUGCUUAUUGAUUCAGAUGACCAAGUGAUCUGUCUAUGUAGUGACACAUGUGAAGGAGACCCCCCUAAUUGGCAGCCAAUGUGUAACAAAGACUACAAACUAAAUGAUAAAAAGAAUAGUGUCAAACUACGAACCAACCAUUUCAGUUUAUUCACGGUAAUAGCAGCUAAGCCAUACCCUGAGGCUAAGAAGCAUAUUGAUGCAAAUUUGGGUGGUGUGCUGGAAGUAGAUGAAGUAGAGGGGGUGCAGGUUCACUUCCCAAAAGGUGCACUCAAUUCUGAUAUUAAUGCCAGUAUUAAAGUAUUUUAUGGGGAUGAACCAUUUGGCUGCGAUAUAGCACAUGGGGAUAAACCAUUAGCAUUAGCUACUCCUGUUGUCAGAGUUGGCCCUCAUGGGUGUCAAUUCAACAACAGAGCUAGCCCUGUGAUAAUAAAGCUCCCUAUACCAGACUGCCAUGCAAUAAUGCGAAAACUGCAUGCUGAACCUACAUCUGGGUUGACAAUCUGGCAGAGUCAGACAGGAGAUGUAGACGACCUCCAAUGGGAACAAAUGAAUGUGGAUUACACCAUAGAAUGUGAUAAAAAUGCGAACUAUUUUGUAUGCAUUCCUAUAAGGCAUUUCUCAUGGUACAAAGCAUUAUGGGAUCUCCUUAGUUCUUCAGUACAAGAAGCGAAGAUUGGAGUGUCAUAUUUUUACCCCUAUGUACAAUUCUCAAUGAUGUGCCAAGCAUUCAUGCAGGAAAAUCCAGGUAGUAGCACCUUUGGUCUGGAGGUGAUAUGUUACCGUAGUGACAAGAAGAUGCCAGAGAUCGGCAACUACACAUGUCGUGUAGGAGGGACAAUCAAACCAAAGAUGGUCAGACCAGGCCAGUUGCAGAUUCGUUUAGCAUCAAAUGACUUUGAGGCAGACGUUUUGCAUGGAGAAGAUAUUACUCUAUCUAAAGUUGAACUGGAUUUCCGCGGGCGGGAAUUUGAAAAGCAAUUUGCAUGUAGAUUCAAGGGUGCAUCUGUUGACAAAGGAGUCUUUGGUAAAGUAUUUCUCGAGCGUAAAAUUGCAGCUAUCUUUACACCUUUACUGGAGUUUAAUCUCACGAAGUCUGGUGGUGAGGGGGAGAUGAUAUUGGACAGUACAGAUAGAUGGAGCUUGAGUGCACUGAAGGAACUCGCAACAAUGUUAGAUAUCACCAAAGAUGAUAACUGGAAACUAUUUGCCAAACACCUUGGUUUUACAAACCACGAAAUCCGUCACAAACUUGCAUAUACCAGUGAUGCAUUCGCAAUGAUCCUUGGUGCUUAUCAGGCACGUGGAGGGACCCCAGAGGAAUUCCUGCAGGGUCUGUAUGAAGUCAGCAGGAAGAUUCGUCUAAAUGGUGGAAGUACUGGGGAGAAUCUCGACCAGAUUGGCUUUAAACAGCGCUUCAGUGAUUCUGACGAUAGCUUCAGUGAUGGCUCUAUGCCAGGUCCAAGUGGGCUGAUGUCACCCCCAAGGAAACGUGGCUCGCACUCAGGAUUAGAUCGUAGCCCUCCAGCGACACCUAUGGGCAAACGGAAACGGAAAAACUCUGCUGGGUCUUUUACGGGAUCAAGUGAAAUGUCAGGUAUUCAUAAUGAGCAAGCAUGCAGGGAAAAUAAACGGGACCUUGAAAUCAAUGCCUUAUGGCAUAUAUCUGGCCAAGUAAACCAAAAUUGGAAAUCUUUGGGUCGGACGUUAAAUUUACCGGAAGAGGAGCUAGCCUCUAUAGAGCAUUCAAAUAAGGAUCUGAGGGAGUGCUGUUACCAGAUGUUCUUGAAAUGGAAGGAUCGUUGCCCCCAGCAAUGUAAGGUUGGAUUCAUGUAUAAAAUCCUCUGUGAUAACGGACUGAAAUCAGUAGCUCAAAAACAUUGUGCUCCAGAUUGAUUCAGAUGCAAAAUGACUGGUCACUCUCGACUGUAUAAUUCGACUGAAAUCAGAAUUCAGGAAUCAUGUAUGCAUGAAUGGUAGACUGAAGAACAACUAGGACUUGAUACAUCCUCAUAAAAAUGAUUCUCUUAAUAUAUACUUGCACCUUAAUUCCUUAUUCUCAGGGACUCUGUUUUGAUUGCAUUUUUUAAAAGAAAUGCAAUUGCUGUUUGUACCAUUCUUAAUACAGUAAAAUGUGUUUAAAGUGAACAGCUGUGGAACCACAAACUCUUUAGUGCUGGUUUUAUAAUGAUUUAGUCUGAAAAAAUACAACCGAAAUCCAUUUCAUACUGUUAGUGAGUUUAAGAUGUAUUUUCUUAAGUUUGCAAGUUGUUUCAUUGGUUCAUUGUUUCUUUGUUACCAGUUACUCUAGUCAGCUUUAUAUGAAGAAAUUUACCAAAAUGCAACAGAUGAUAUGGGAUUUCUACCAUUCUUCCAUUUUUUGUUUGAAUAUCUCGGUCUAAAAUCUCAACCUUUUUGCAUUAGCCUAUAGUUCCAGGUGUAGAAUACUCAGAAUUGUGCACUUUUCAUUCAUACAAAGAUGGCUCAUCAUCCUCGUAGAAGUAACACAUGUAACAUACCUUACUCAAUUUGAACAAAGCUUAAGUUAUGUAACCAUAUUAUUUUUGGGUUUGGAAUACAUAUAUAUUAUGCAAGUUUUGCACUGAACGAUAUCUAAUUUCCC
Molecule: messenger RNA, 3834 nt
Organism: Owenia fusiformis
Lineage: Eukaryota; Metazoa; Annelida; Polychaeta; Sabellida; Oweniidae
Source: the annotation of a GenBank genome assembly